AUGAAAGUUGGAGUCUCUGUAUUGCUCAUUAGAGGUUUUCCUCUUUCAGUUUCCUACUAUGUUGGAAUCUUGGGGACUCACACUGAGAUCAAGAAAGUGGCAGACGAAAAGGUCACUUUGCCCUGUCAUCACCAACUGGGGCUUCCAGAAAAAGACACCCUGGAUAUCGAAUGGCUGCUCACUGAUAAUGAAGGCAACCAAAAAGUGGUAAUCACUUACUCCAGCCAUCAUGUCUACAAUAACUUGACUGAGGAACAGAAGGGCCGAGUGGCCUUUGCUUCCAAUUUCCUGGCAGGAGAUGCGUCCCUGCAGAUUGAGCCUCUGAAGCCUAGUGAUGAGGGCCGGUACACCUGCAAGGUGAAGAAUUCAGGGCGCUAUGUGUGGAGCCAUGUCAUCUUAAAAGUCUUAGUGAGACCAUCAAAGCCCAAGUGUGAGUUAGAAGGAGAACUGACAGAAGGAAGUGACCUGACUUUGCAGUGUGAGUCAUCCUCUGGCACAAAGCCCAUUGUGUAUUACUGGCAGCGAAUCCGAGAGAAGGAGGGAGAGGAUGAGUAUCUGCCUCCUAAAUCUAGGAUUGACUACAACAACCCUGGGAGGGUUCUGCUGCAGAAUCUCACCAUGUCCUCCUCUGGACUCUACCAGUGCACAGCAGGCAAUGAGGCUGGGAAGGAAAGCUGUGUGGUGCGAGUCACUGUGCAGUAUGUGCAAAGCAUCGGCAUGGUUGCAGGAGCAGUGACGGGCAUGGUGGCUGGAGCCCUGCUGAUCUUCCUCUUGGUGUGGCUGCUGAUCCGAAGAAAAGACAAAGAGAGAUAUGAGGAAGAAGAGAGACCUAAUGAAAUUCGGGAAGAUGCUGAAGCCCCGAAAGCUCGCCUUGUGAAACCUAGUUCCUCUUCCUCAGGCUCUCAGAGCUCACGUUCUGGUUCUUCCUCCACUCGCUCCACGGCAAAUAGUGCCUCACGCAGCCAGCGGACACUGUUGACUGAAGCAGCACCCCAGGCAGGGCUGGCCACUCAUGCAUACAACCUAGUGGGGCCAGAGGUGAGAGGUCCUGAACCAAAGAAAGUCCACCAUGCUACCCUGACCAAAGCAGAAACCACACCCAGCAUGAUCCCCAGCCAGGGCAGGCCCUUCCAAACUGCCUGAACUAGAAUGGACUUGACUCCCAUGCUUUCCUAGGAGUCAGGAUCUUAGGACUUUCUAGUCUUCGAAGCUCAGUCACCAGCCACACAACCCCCUCAAACCAGAUGAGCGGUCACUUACAUAAUAGUGAGCAUUGCAUGGAACAGAUUCAAAUGAGCACUCUCCUUGUAUGACACCAAACAAGAAAAAGGAUGUAAGCUGAUCAUCUCCAAAAAGGCAUCUCAUUGUGACUUUAGACAAGAGUGGGGGAAAGCAGGGGUCCAAAUCUGUGUUUGUUGACCAGGACCUGUGGUGAGAAAGGCUGGGUAAAAGGGAAGUGAACAUACGUAAAACUCGUAAAACUUCUCACUUGAGAUGUUUUGUAUCUAUACUUCGAUUCACCAUUGUCAAGAAGAAAUGAGGUGUUCAUAAAUUUUCUAUGCAUUUCUGCAAACCUACUGGAUUGUUGUGGUUAUUCAGAGUCAAGCAGAACCCACAGCCUUACAUUACACCUUUCUGCAGCAUGUAUUGGACUGACCGCUUCUAAGACACUCCAAAAAAGGAAACAUUUUCUGUCUCUUCUGUUCUGGCUUGACUUCAUUUACCAUAUGGUUUAGAUAUUAAUUUCAAGAGAAAAUGAAAUAUUGGGAGAUGGAGAAUAAUUUUCUCCCACUCUAUCCACCAUUAAUCUUCCUGUACUUGUAUUGAACCAUAGUAGAACUAAAAAAGGAAUACAAAAUGUGUGACAAGGGACUGUGAAAAACUUCCCAUCUUACUGAUGCUCAGAGGGUCACGGACAAAUAUUAGAAAUAUAUAUUGGAACAACUGUGGAUUUUCUCUCAAAUCAGAUGUCUCUAAGGACUCCUCUGCUGGAUAUCUCUGGAGCAGGAAAACAUUCACUACAUGUCAUUUAACAAUGUCCUUAGAAAGAAGUCAUGUAGUGAAAAAGUGAUCUUUUUAAGAUGCUGCAAGAUCAUCUGACAUACUUUAGUCUUUCUGAGAACAUACAAAACCAGAAUUUCAAGAUUACUAGACUAGAAAGGGAGAUUAGAUCCAUUUUCUUAAUAUGUCACAGAGCAGUCUAAGGAAGUUUAGAAUUGCACCAAACUUGGAGCUUUCUUCAUUUUAGUUUUAAGAGAAGGACGUGAACCUGGGACUUUUGAUGAUCCUAGGCCUAAAAUUAUCAGAAAGAUCAGAGAUUGCCAAUGUUUCCUACUGGCACUGCAAGAAUAUCAAAAUCCUUUCUGCCUGAGAAGUUAAAGAGAAUUCAGUAUUUUACCAGCUUAGCUUCUAAUGAAGUCUAGCUAUGGGCUGGAGGGAAAUGGAAUGAACACCUAGGUAAGAGAUGGUAAGGAAAACUAGUGAGUGGCAGAAUUCUGGGUUAGUGGCUGUUAUCAUUUUAAUUGUCAGCAUCUUGGGAGGAAUUUGCAGAAAUGAUUCACCAGGACAGCUCUCAGAAGAGUUGAUUCAUAAAAGAAAGUUGUCUGACAAAAAUUUUUAAAAAGCAGCAGCCUUCAGUAUAACAACUUGCCCUUUUAAUAUUUUUGACUACUCUGCUACUCAAAUUCAUCCUAUGCAAGAAUUCUGCACCUGAAUUAGCCCCUCAAGGACCCUAGUACAAACAGCAACAGAUCACCAUUUGUAGAGCGAAAGAUUUAUUAAAAAGGCAGCAGGCUACAGGAAAGAAAAAGUAAUACUGAAUAUGGUGAUAAAAGCAUUGUUUCUAAAAUGGGAAUUAGAUGCUUACAGGAACGGCUGAUAUUGGAAUAUGCCCUAGUUCUCUGGUUUUUCAUUUCUACACUAAUUCUCACAACAGUGUCCUCACAUAGUGCACGUGUUAUUUCCUUCUAAAGUUCUUUAAGAAAUAGGGGUUUAUCCUUGGGUGAAAGCUUUCAUCUGAGUUUUGUCUUACUCUAAAAAAAGAUGGGAAAUAAGAGACAUUGUAGAGUAAAGAAUGUCUGCUGCUAGUUUAAGAGGGCUAGGAUAUUUGGAAUGUUUCUUAUAUACUACCACUGCCUCAUUGUAAGAUAUAAAAUCCCUUACUCUACUUUUUUUAUUCUCCUGGUAGUGGUAUCCAGGCAACCUAUCACUUCUGCUAUGUAAAUCUGAGAAGUCUCAUUCCCAGAGUACCUAGGCCAAAGGACACUAUGGCGGAUGCAGCAGCACCACCACUAGCAAUUUGCUCUGAUCAUUAUUUCCUACCUUUGAACCUAAGGUUUCCUGCCCAUGCCUUUGAAAGCAGGAAUCAGUCCCCUUUGCAUGAAAAGGUGGUUUAGGUUAUUUAAGCAUGCAGUUAUUAGAAGACUAAAAUACUAUUUGAAUAUUCAGAUUAUUUUGGAACUCUAUUCACAAUGGAAAUCUACACAAAACAGAUUACUACCUAAAAUCUGAGAAAUUGUAGGAACUGAAGAUUCUGAGAGAUAAGGUGCUGAAGUCUUAGCAAUGAUAGUGCACUUCUCUGAGUGAGUGCACUUCACUUUUCGGUGCAGAUACAACAGGCUUAAGAUAACAAUUUGAGCCACUAUUGGUUUCAAACUACAUCCAUUAACUUUACAAGUCAAAUAAACUUGAAUCUUGAGUAUGAAACAAAGGAUAACAUAACUAAAUGACAGAAGAAAACAUGUUUGUAGGAAGAAGAUACAGACAGAAUGUGGAUGUUUAGAGAAUAAACAUUUCAAUCAACUAUAUAAACUAAACAUAAAAUUGUAAAAUAAUGAAGUUGAUGCCUUUGUUGUUACACUGUAUAAAAAAUUUCAGAAUUGCUGUUUCAACAGGACAUAUAUAAUUUUGCUUCAUUUCUGGUGUAAAGUUGUUUAUAUUUCAA
Molecule: messenger RNA, 3943 nt
Organism: Hipposideros armiger (great roundleaf bat)
Lineage: Eukaryota; Metazoa; Chordata; Mammalia; Chiroptera; Hipposideridae
Gene: CLMP
Product: CXADR like cell adhesion molecule
Exons: 7
Coding region: 1-1143 (380 amino acids)
Cellular component (GO): membrane; cytoplasmic microtubule; cell surface
Source: RefSeq, a predicted model, not a curated record